AUUCCACCUUUCGGUGGAUUUUCAACACCGUCUUCUGCUGUAGGUAAGCAGCGGAGUAGUAGAGUGAGGAACGUGCUGAUGACUCCUGGAUCUGGUGAGGCUUUGUUGAGAGGUCAAGUCAAGACUCUCUUGCAGAAGGUUGAAGAAGAAGCUGAGCUUUCAAAACCUUUGAUGGAGAGCCGUCCUUUUAUUCGACUGCAAGGAUGUUUUAAUUCCCCGAUGGGGAUUUCGGCUCCUACUCCUGCAAAUACACCACAGCUCUCAAAUCUUUAUGAGGAUAUUGGAUUGGGUUCAAUAGUGAUAGCUCAACCUGUUGUCGAAGAACGGAUGAAGAGUUCUGAGGAAGUGAGUUUUGAAUCUCAGACAAGCGUGAUAACUAGGUCUUUGCUGCUUGACUUGCUGAGCAUUCAUUGUAUUUUGAGAUGA
Messenger RNA from Hibiscus syriacus, 426 nucleotides. RefSeq lists its product as uncharacterized. NCBI's taxonomy places the organism in Eukaryota, Viridiplantae, Streptophyta, Magnoliopsida, Malvales, Malvaceae. The annotation marks the transcript as partial. The transcript has 2 exons. The record is from RefSeq and is a predicted model, not a curated record.